Orussus abietinus is the source of this 7432-nucleotide messenger RNA. It is a transcript of the gene Zasp52, whose product is annotated as PDZ and LIM domain protein Zasp. The record is from RefSeq and is a predicted model, not a curated record. Bases 236 to 6160 code for a protein of 1974 amino acids. The transcript is spliced from 16 exons. Gene Ontology annotation, cellular component: filamentous actin; Z disc; stress fiber. Lineage: Eukaryota; Metazoa; Arthropoda; Insecta; Hymenoptera; Orussidae. Gene Ontology annotation, molecular function: muscle alpha-actinin binding; actin binding. Gene Ontology annotation, biological process: muscle structure development; heart development; actin cytoskeleton organization.
UUCCUCUCUCUCGGGACUCUGCCUCGCCUCGGCGUUCGCGUUCUCCGGGCUCUAGUUAUUCGGGAACGGCGCGCUGCCGCAGACUCGGCCCCGCCGUCGACGCCCGCCUAUCGCGAGCCCCGGAGCACGCGACGCACUCGCUCGCCCGAAGUCGAUUCGGCCGAUUCGUCCUCGCGCGACCCCGGACCAGGAAGAGUCGCAGAGGUAUUCCUCCAGGGGUUUUCGGUCCUCGACCAUGGCGCAGCUGAUCGGCGUCAAGCUGUCCCGAUUCGACGGCUCGCCCUGGGGCUUCCGGCUUCAGGGAGGCAAGGACUUCGGGACGCCUCUCAUCGUGCAGAAGGUGAACGGAGGAUCUCCCGCGGAAGCCGCCGGUCUCAGAGCCGGAGAUUCGGUCGUCAGGGUCAAUGGCACGGAGGUUUUCAAUCUGAGGCACAAAGACGCCCAGGAUGUCAUCGUCAGGGCUGGGAACAGUUUCGAGCUGACGGUUCAAAGAGGCGGAAGCACGUGGAAGCCGAGCGUCUCUCCGGUGACGGCGAGUAUUCCGUCGCCGCAGCCUUCCAUCCCAGCCAGCAGUAUUCCGCCGGUCACGAAAACGUCUCUGGCCCCGAAGAAGCAGGAGGGACCCCUCAUCGGAAGUGGACACAAUUUCAGCCCUAAACCUUUCCUCAACGGAACCGGGGACGGGUCGAUCAAGUCGAUCGUGAACAAGCAGUACAACAGUCCGGUCGGGAUCUACAGCGAGGAAACCAUCGCGGAAACCUUGUCGGCCCAGGCCGAGGUCCUCGCUGGUGGAGUUCUAGGAGUGAACUUCAAAAAGAACGAGAAGAACUACAACGCGCAGAACAGCGAGGUCUUCAAAAUGGUCCAGGAGGCGGACAAGGAGCCGAAGAGUCCGGAGCCUGUUCCACCUCGGACCGAGUUUUACUCUCUGGCGAGCCACGCCGUUGGUGGAAGGUCAACCUCUCCGAGGUCUCCCACGCCUAGGCUGGGGGCCCUGGGCCAGGAGGAGUCCCAGGAUCCUCGGGGCGUCCGCUGCUCUUCGGGGAACGAACCGGAGCCCUCCUCUUCGCUCGAGUCUCCGAUUUGUCGCAACUGCGACAAAGCCAUCGUCGGAGUCUUCGUCAGGAUCAAGGACAAGAACUUGCACGUCGAGUGUUUCAAGUGCUCGACCUGCGGUACUUCCCUGAAGAACGUGGGGUACUACAACAUAAACAACAAGCUUUACUGCGACAUCCACGCGAAACUGGUUGCCAGGCAGAAUGCACCUGCCGGUCUUGCACCUGUCACCGUUCCUCCAGGUGGAAGAACCCCAGCCGGGACGAUUUCCGCAGCCUUGCCCAGCGUCCCCGCCCCAGGGUCGCCUUCCUUGAACAGCCACUCCUCGCCUCAGCCCUUUUCCGCUUGCCACCGCUCGAGUCCCGUCGGGUCAAGGGCGACUCUUCGUCAACGUCCUCCACGACCGACCAGCGGGGUCUCGUACUCGGAUACCAGGACCUUAGCUAAUGGCACCUCCAACGGCGUAUGCGGCUCGAAAACGUACACGAGCACCCUCACCAUUCGGACCUGCGGCGAGGUUGGCAGCACCAACGGCAGCGUGCUUGCGAGUGACUCUAACCGCUCCCCUAACCGCCUCGCGGGCACCAAAGAGACCGACGACCUCGACCUCGAGGAGCCCGACCAUGCCCCGAAGGUGGGCGAGGUCUGCGAGAUUUUCUUUAACCCCGUCAUCGACGACGGCCCCCCGGCAUCCAGGACCCCCAAGACCUAUACCUCUAUGUUGUGCCAGCCCACCCGCCUUGGCACGUCGCCUGUCAAUCCACCUAGUUUGCGUCCAGUCCAGGCACCCACCGGGAACAACAUCGGCGGACCCAAGCCCUUCGGAAGCUCGGCAGCACCCAUCUCGCCGCCUCUCAGCUCCGGCAACACCUUGCCGCGUCCGCAGAGUCAAACCGCAGGAGAGGGGGAUUACCGGGAGAGGAGCUCCGUCAAGUCCAAGACCCUGGUCUGGCCGCCGACGAAGCCGAUCGAGGAAGUGACCUACCCCACCGCGAGUCCCCUCUACGUAGAUCCCAAUCCCGAGCCGGGGAGGCGGCGGGGCUCCAAGGAGUCGGAGAGGAUCCGCAGGAGGCGAAGGCACAGCUUCGGCAGCGACACCAGCGAGGACUAUCGAGAGCGGACCUUCCAGAGGGAAGCCAGCAUGGAGUCGGUCGAUCGCCCUGGGCAGACCUACCGUAGGGUAGAGACGGUCAAGGAGUUCCGCCGCGAGCAGUCGAGGUCCCCGUCGUCGAGGCCGUCCUCGAGGGAGAGCUUCCGCCGGUCGCUGACGCCCACCCGGAUCGCGCAGCCGAUGCCCAGGCCCUGGACGGCCACCGUGACGACGGGCGUCAGCGUCUACGAGCCGCCCCCGAGGUGCGCGACCGUCUGCCGGCACAGCCAGGUGUGCCAGAGGGAGGGCUUCUCCGGGACCGAGCAGAGGGAGACGCGCUGGGAGGAGCAUCGCACCGAGCGGGUGCAGCGCCUCCCGGAGCCGGUGCCCUGCACCUACGUGGACGACGAGCCCCGGUCCAGAAUCAUCCCGGUGCAGGUGGAGAGUCGGCCGGAGGUCGAGCCGCCGGACGCCAACGAGGACGUCCAGGGCGAGCACAAGUUCUACACCGAGACCACCGAGGAAGACGAGGGGGACGUCCACGUGAAGAGGACGGUCACCGUGGAGAAGACGGUGCAACGCCUGGACCGCGAGGAGGAGCCGGGCCCUCCGGUCAUCACGGAGAUCAAGGUGGAGGAGGUGGACCGGGAGGUGGAGAACAUCUCCGACCGGAGGACCGUGGUCGACUCGGCGGACCUCGUGUCCUCGGUGGUCGAGACGCAGAGGCUAGUGGAGCGGGUGGCCAUGGACGAGCGGGCGGACGCGAUCAGGAUCCAGGAGGCCGAGGAGAAGAGAAAGGGCGAGAAGAAGGUCUGUUUCACCGAGAGGCAGGAGCUCGUGCAGGAGGAGAGCAACGCCAGCGGGACCUCCACCUGCCGGACCACCCGCAAGUCCCAGGGGAUGGAGCAGUUCAGCGAGCUGACGAAGGAGGUCGAGAUCAGGCAGCGGGAGUUGGAGGAGCAGCGCCUGCGGAGCCUGCGGGAGCAGGUCGAGGUCCAUCAGAGCCUGAGGGAGCAGCAGGCGCCGGAACGGCGGCAGACCUUCGCCGAGAAGAAGGUAACCACCCGGUACGGGCCCGUCGGCUGCGGGGAGACCACGGUGGAGAAGAAGCACGUGCAGUUCGUCAAGCAGACGGAGGAGGGGCCGCAACCUCUGUCGCCCGUCAAGAACGUUACCCCGAAGGAGUGGAAGUCGGAGAUGGUCAGGGCGCUGACCACCGCACCCGACCGCCCCUUCUCGCCCUUCUCCGCCUGCUCCGUCGACGACGACGCCCCGGUGGAGACCUACACGCGGGAAGUCGUCAGCGAGAGGACCUCGGGAGGGGCCGACUCGUGUACUACCUGCGUCCACACUUGCAGGUGCACUUACCGUCCAGCUCCGCCGCGACUGCCGGAGCUGACCCGACCCUACUGUCCGGCGGGCGAGGACCAAGGGCGCGCCUCACCCCUGACGGAGGCGCUUACCACCGCCCCGGAACGACCCUACACUCCGCUGGGUCGCGCCGAGCGGCCCGACGAGGUCCGCACCACCACCGAGACGCGGACCGUCCGAGUCGCCCGAGAGGAACUCUGCCACCCAGCCGAGAUCCUGUACGCCGACUCGAGGAGCUGCACCAGGAAGGAGCGGACGGUCUGCGGGAAGUCCACUCCCCAGCCACUGCCAACCCCGCCGGCGGACUUCAAGCUGCGGGACUCGUCGCCCGUCGGGUCCAGGCCCGUGACCCCCGGCGGUCGACCCGCGACCAUGGGCUUGCGGAAGCCGGACACCAUCCCGGCCUACCAGAGGAACCUGGUGUGUCUGAAGAAGGGUCCCGUGGACACUCGGACGUUCGUGCCCAGCCGGACCCCCACGCCCACUCCCGGAAGGUGCAAAUCCCCCGCCCAGGGUCCCCCCGAGCCCCCGGCCUGCUACGUCAAGGCCCAGGCCCCCAGGAUUAGGGACGACCCCCCGCCGCCGAGGUGUCCGGCUCAAGUCACCGUCGAGUCUCCGCCCAAGGAGUCGGUCACGUACCACUUCGAGGAGGACAUCCCCGGGGGGCACCGCGUCCAGGACCUGACCUGCACCUACGGAGAGAGCAGGGUGUCCGUGACCGACGAUGGGAGGCAUCGAAUUACCAAGCAGGAGUCGGAGCGCAAGUGGAAGCUGGACGAGGACGUUACCACCCAGACCUCCGAACAAAUAGACCCCAACACCGUCAAGGAGGUGACCAAGACCAAGCACGUCACCGAGCACUUUGUGGACGUCGAGGAGGAGGAGCUGGAAGUGACUCCCCUGCCCGAGCCGGUCCCGGAGGUGGAGACCACAUGCACGAUCAGGAAAGUCACUCGCGUCGUGCCGUGCCCCGCGGUCCAGGACAGGUCGGAGAGGUUUCCCAGGACCGGGGUUCGAGUCCUGCCCCCCUGCCCUCCACCCUGCGAGACCACCCAGACUCGGGUCUGCAGGAAGAUCGUGGCGAGCGACCCCGAGCCCCGGGACUCAGGGACGUCCCAGGGCGAGGAGGUCUGUCGGAAGAGCGUAGUCGUGGACACUUGCCGGGAGUCCCACGGGGCCGGAGGGUGCCAGAGGCAGCUGGAGCACGCCAGCGCUUUCCGCGAGACCCGGACUCCCGUCAAGGAGCCACCGCCCUCGGACACCGGGGUCUCGGUGCUGCCCUACAAAUCCGGGGACAAGGCCGGCGUCGUCGUGGUGCCCUGCGACGGCCCCUUAUCGUCCUCCGAGGUCUCGGGCGUUUGCGUGGUCCCGACUCCGGACCGCUCCGGGCUGUGCAUCUCGCCCUGCAAGGACCUCACCGCCAGGAGCUGCGGCCGGUCCUCGGGCCGGUCCUCCGUCGACCUGGGCAUCUCCUCCAGACCCGGAGUGAAGGUCUCCCACUGCUCCUGCGGCUCCGUGUGCGUCGGGCCCUGCGUCAACGCGGCGCCCUCGCCCAGGAUCUCCUGCACCGUCACCAAGGUCUCCACCGUCGGCAGAUCCGAGCCUCCCCAGCGGAGCUGCACCGUCACCGAGACGACCCAGUCCGUCCGCUGCUCCGGAAGAGUGGAACCCGAGCCCUGCCCCCACCUCCGGCAGAGCCUACCCUUCCCGCAGAUCCCCCUGCCCUAUGAGAAAAACUCCCAGGGUGUCCCCCCGGCCGACGACCUGGGCUUCGAGCCCAUCCGCGAGCCGCGCACUAACCUGGGCAACCAGCUUACGCUGCUCACCGCCAAGCGGGACAAGCCCGUGGUCCAGCUGUACAAACCCCAGGUCCAGACCCAGACCCAGACCCAAACCGAGUCCCAGACCCUCACCGAGGUCCGCUUCCGAUCGUCCUCCGUGAACCAACCGGCUAGUAAGACCCAGAAUUUAGUAGACCCACCAAAUUUGUCGUCCCUCCCGGAUCUAGGUGCCGGGGGAUUCGGCUCCAGGGGCGGCUCCUUCGCCGGCAGCACCGCUCCCACCCGCGGCCGCGGCAUCCUCAACCAGGCCGCCACCGGGCCGCGCGUUCCUCUCUGUGGACACUGCAACUCCUACGUCAGGGGACCUUUCAUCACCGCGUUGGGACAAAUCUGGUGUCCCGAUCACUUCAUAUGCGUAAACUCGCAAUGCCGUCGACCGCUGCACGAAAUCGGCUUCGUCGAGGAAAAGGGACAACUCCACUGCGAGUACUGCUUCGAACGAUUCAUUGCACCGAAUUGCUACAAGUGCAACAGCAAGAUCAAGGGUGACUGUUUGAAUGCAAUUGGAAAGCACUUCCACCCCGAAUGCUUCAACUGCUGCUACUGCGGCAAGCUUUUCGGCAACAGCCCCUUCUUCUUGGAGGACGGCUCGCCGUACUGCGAAAAUGAUUGGAACGAGCUUUUUACAACGAAAUGCUUCGCCUGUGGUUUCCCUGUGGAAGCUGGCGACCGCUGGGUAGAGGCCCUCAACAACAAUUACCACAGCCAGUGCUUCAACUGCACGAUGUGCAAAAAGAACCUCGAGGGACAGAGCUUCUAUGCAAAGGGUGGUCGUCCAUUCUGCAAAACUCACGCUCGCUAAAACCGAACCUAGGCGCUUCGAGAUCGAACGAAAAGAGGAGAUAAUUAAAAAAAAAAAAGAAAAAUCGAUGAGAAUCGGUAGCGAAAACCCGUCGAGUUGGCUAAAUUAUUAUACAUCGCGCGUUAUCCAACUUUCGUUUCUUUCUCCUUGCUCGAAAAAGCUUGAACGAGGUUCCAAGGAAUAAAUUCGAUUAAAAUGAGAAAUACGGAGAAACUAGAAAGAAAUGCAAACGAGCGCAGCUUUUCAGGAGCUUUGCGAUAUCGACAGCGAUUUCGCCCAACAACGUCACUUUUUCGCCCCGGCGAAGAAACGGCGUUACGAACGUGAAAUUCAAAGUUACAGUGGAUUGAAACUUUUGCAAAGACGCACGUACAACGUGCCCGAUGGGUUUUCACGAAACACUCCUCGAUAGCUUUGUUAAAAAAAAAAAAUUAGCGGCACCGACGAAGACGUCGCCUCUCGCGUUGCAACGAGAUAAACGUUAACGCCAAUGCAGCAAAACUCCCGCCGACAAGGAGAUCGGUUGCGGAUCAUUUUUCCCGCGAUGUGCUACGAAUUCGCCGUGUUAUCUACCCGUUAAGUUUCCCUCGCCGUGGCGAGGGUAAAAGGAACAAAAAAAAAAAAAAAUAAGAAAAAGUAGAAAAAAUGUACGAACGACCCGUAGUUCGCCGUUACUAAUCGUUAGGUCGGGCUCGCCGACUUUGUGCCAUCGUUCGGACUUCGUGUCCAAAGCAGUCAUGUCAAUACUUUGGCACGGUUUGUCCGCCGUUUAACGAGGGAGAGCGUUAGCGUGAGAUUAAUUACUUAAGUACUUUUAAGGAACCGCACGGGCUCGGGACAGCCGACGAGAUCUCGUUUUGGGACCCCUCGAAAUCGUCGAAAGGGAAAGUCUCGUCGUCGUUAAAACGAUCCCCUUAGACCUCUUCGGCCUCUUGAGUUUCCUCCGAAAUAAGCGUAAUUCUUCCCGAGAGAGGGAUUUUUCAUCGGUACGAAUUUUUUUCGCAAUUUUUUUUGCGGGAAGUUUUAAAUGCGAAAAUUUGCGCUCCUUUCGGAGAUUCCCCGCUCCCGAGUCGUGUCAAGCCUCGCCUGAGUUCGAAUAAUGUUGAAGAUGGUCUUUUAACUUUUAAGGAAUCGCGCGCGCCGCCUGGCGCAUCAACGAGCUUCUGGAUUUAAUGGAAAAUGGAUUAAAAAAGAAAAAAAAAAAUACUGGAAAAAUCCUUUGUAUCCCCGUUACGUGUUGCUUAAAAAUAAAUUGAACGGUCGUUUGAGUAA